Molecule: messenger RNA, 625 nt
Organism: Melitaea cinxia (Glanville fritillary)
Lineage: Eukaryota; Metazoa; Arthropoda; Insecta; Lepidoptera; Nymphalidae
Gene: GOBP2
Product: general odorant-binding protein 2-like
Exons: 3
Coding region: 24-515 (163 amino acids)
Molecular function (GO): odorant binding
Source: RefSeq, a predicted model, not a curated record
UUUGAAGAGGAUCGGUUGAUAGGAUGGCGGUUUGGUAUCUAAUUUUGACUGCAGUGGUUAUGUCCGCUAUUCCAAAACCCGUGAAGAGUACUGCUGAGGUUAUGAGCCAUGUUACUGCGCACUUUGGAAAAUCUUUAGACGAGUGUCGUGAGGAGUCAGGUUUGUCUCCGGAAGUACUGGAGCAGUUCCAGCACUUCUGGAGCGAGGACUUCGAGGUGAUGCACCGGGAGCUCGGCUGUGCACUCAUCUGCAUGUCCAACAAGUUCUCCCUCAUGCAAGAUGACGCUAGGAUGCACCACGUCAACAUGCAUGACUAUGUCAAGAGUUUUCCUCAAGGCGAUCUUCUAUCAGCUAAAAUGGUCCAAUUGAUUCACGAGUGUGAAAAAAUACACGAUGACAUCAAAGACGACUGCAGUCGUGUCGUUAAGGUAGCAGCUUGUUUCAAAGAAAGCUGUAAAAAGGAGGGGAUUGCUCCAGAAGUAGCUAUGAUCGAAGCUGUACUGGAACACUAUUAACAGUGUCAGAGAAAAAUCAACUGGACAGGAAAACAAAAGACAAUCGCGAGAAUGGAAUACGGUUUUUUUUUUAUCCAAUAGUUUUAUGUUUAAAUCAAUAAAUGCAAUCA